Molecule: messenger RNA, 1852 nt
Organism: Drosophila montana
Lineage: Eukaryota; Metazoa; Arthropoda; Insecta; Diptera; Drosophilidae
Gene: Zip99C
Product: Zinc transporter Zip99C
Exons: 6
Coding region: 560-1627 (355 amino acids)
Biological process (GO): zinc ion transmembrane transport; intracellular zinc ion homeostasis
Cellular component (GO): membrane
Molecular function (GO): zinc ion transmembrane transporter activity
Source: RefSeq, a predicted model, not a curated record
GCCCGCGUAUCAGCAACAAGACUUGAUAACUUACUCGAAAACUUCAACUGGGUCACAAUACUAACAAACUGAACAAAAGUGUUACAAUAAAACCAAAAACAACAACGUUAAGCUUGUAAGCAUCUCGAAUAAACGUCCCGUUACUCAGUCUCAGUGCAGAUUAGUGGCCGGGCAAUAACAGCGUCAUCAAAAUUGAUCGAUACUGCGCAUUAAGCAUAUUUUCCGCAUAUUCACGUAGAAAGAGCAGCAACGACAACAAAGAAGUUGCGUCGAUCAAUAGACAAACAAACUAUCCCCACAUUAAUGUAAUGCAGAAGAAGAAAACAACCGCUGCGGCAGUGUAAGCUGCAAUCAACCAAACAACUAGAGACGCUUGUUUGUGGGCUUACAGUUAAGGCGAAAGGCAAUUAAAUUGGCUCAAGCGUUGCAGUUGGAGAGGUCAUGACAAGGCAUUGACUGAGCCAAAGCCAACUAUCAAUUACAGUGAACACCUCCUGAGUAAGACGGGAGAUAUAACCAAACAGAGCAAGUGCAAGGGCAAAUUCCAAUACUUCUCAAGAUGAAUGUCAGCAGCAACUUCUUUGACGAGCACUUUGGGCUGAUUUACACAAAUCUGGUGAAUGAAUAUGUGCCAGAAUAUUUCAAAAGUAUGGAGUACACACCGUGGGUAUUCUCACUGCUUGGCUCCGCAGUGAUUGGGCUCAGCGGCAUCUUACCGCUGCUCAUAAUACCAACAGAGGAGAAAAUGGCCAAGGAGGGCUUCAAAGAUCCCGCUGAGUCCAAGUUCCUGCGUGUACUGCUCAGUUUUGCGGUGGGCGGACUUUUGGGUGAUGUUUUUUUACAUUUACUGCCAGAGGCCUGGGAGGGCGAUAAUCAAAACGCCAACAGUCAUCCAUCAUUGCGCUCUGGGCUGUGGGUGCUUUCUGGAAUACUCAUCUUUACCAUUGUAGAGAAAAUCUUCUCGGGCUAUACCAGCGCCGACGAGGAAAAUCCACAGCCCAAGUGCGUGGAGAUUGCCAACUGUCUGCUGCGUCGUCAUGGGGGCAAACUACCCGAAGGCCAGACAGCGGAAAACUGUGGCAGUGCCUGCGAUAUUGAGGAUGUGGACAAGAUGUGCUUUUUGCGUGAACGCGAACAAAAGUCCAAGGAGCACAAGGAGCAGCCAAAGAAAGUAGCCGGCUAUUUGAAUCUGCUGGCCAAUUCCAUAGAUAAUUUCACACACGGUCUGGCAGUAGCCGGUUCGUUUCUGGUCUCCUUUCGGCACGGCGUCCUGGCUACGUUCGCAAUACUGCUGCAUGAAAUUCCACAUGAAGUGGGCGAUUUUGCUAUACUGCUGCGGUCCGGUUUCAGUCGUUGGGAUGCGGCUCGCGCUCAGCUGCUAACCGCGGGCGCCGGCCUCCUGGGUGCUCUGGUGGCCAUUGGCGGUUCGGGCGUCACAUCAGCCAUGGAGGCACGCACAUCCUGGAUCAUGCCGUUUACCGCUGGCGGUUUCCUGCACAUUUCAUUGGUCACAGUACUACCAGAUCUCUUGAAGGAGGACGAGCGCAAGGAGUCUGUCAAACAGCUGCUGGCGCUAGUCUUUGGCAUUGCUUUAAUGGCCCUCAUGACGAUGCUCUUCGAGCACUGAGCCAUGUCCAACGCCUCCAAGCAGCAGUAACAGCAGCAACAAAUUAGACGCUGCUUUCAAAAUUAUUUUGUUAUAUUUUCGGCCACCACAAAUCCCAAAUUGUCAUUGGCAGUACAAAUUUCUAGGAAUUUUUGUUGUAAUUGUAUUGUACAUUAAUUGCGCAUUACGACAAUACGACCCGCCCUGUUUGUGUUAUGUAAUUAUAGCCAACUAAUACGAAUGAUA